UUGAGAAGGAAGGGCAGUUAUUUUCUGGGAAGAAAGAGAGGAUUGUUUGGGGGUUGCAGGGAGAUAGUCUGCAGUUACUCCCUGUGAGGAGGAUUCUUGGAGCUGGUACAGCUAGAAAGAGAGAAGGGGAACUAGAGUGUAGGAAGCAGCCCAGGGAAGGGGCAGUGAGGGAAGAGAAAGGAAGUUUAAAGCUGCUGAGCUGAAGGUCCCUGGACUGGAACCUUGAGAAGAGGGCAGACCUGGGAUCCUCUAUGAGUCACUGAAGGAGUGGCACUAGGGCAGUGAAUGGGAAGAUUGCCUAGGACUGUGGAUGGCCUGUACCCUGGAAGGGGGAACACUGGGUGAGCUAGCCAGAGGGCUAAGUCAUGAAAGAGAUGCUGGGGGUCCUGGAGUGAGAGCAGAGCUGUUGACCAGAAGGAGAGAGAGAAUAGUGGUGUGCAAAUUGCAGAAGGGGGUGUCUACCUAAAGAGCUAAUCCUCAGAGUGACCAGGAAGGAGCACUAGACCAGUGGUUUUCGAAUAGUGCCUGUUACUUUAGGAUCUGAUCUUCAACUCCAAUCUUCUUGUCUUCUGUAUUUCAGAUAAAGCGAUUCGACGAAGACAUCCAAACACCUCUCUGUGAAAUGUUUUCGCAGUGCAUCCCCUGCUGAAAGUCUCCUCUAAGUUUCUUGCCAGUGCUCGACCAACACCUGAGGGAUCCUGAACAAACCUCAGAUUACUUCUUGCUUUUUAUUGCUAAACAAAUCUGGAGCUCUCUGUCACUUUGUGUGGAGUGGACAUCACCUACAAAGCCUGUUGAAUAGCGUGUUGGAGGUCCACCACCUUGGUGGUAGAGUGACCAGCCCCAGGAUUAAAGAUAAACUGUUCUGAAAAAGUUGAUUUUUUCUACCUGACUCAGAAUAAUGGAUAUAAAAGACCGAAGACACCGCUCUCUAACAAGAGGUCGCUGUGGGAAGGAAUGCCGCUAUACAAGUUCUUCAUUGGACAGUGAGGACUGCCGAGUACCAACUCAGAAGUCCUAUAGCUCAAGUGAGACAUUGAAGGCCUAUGAUCAUGAUACCAGAAUGCACUACGGAAAUAGAGUUUCUGACCUAGUUCACAGGGAGUCAGACGAGUUUCCAAGACAAGGAACUAACUUCACCCUUGCAGAACUAGGAAUCUGUGAGCCCUCUCCCCAUCGAAGUGGCUACUGCUCAGACAUAGGAAUACUUCAUCAAGGCUAUUCCUUGAGCACCGGCUCUGAUGCUGACUCAGACACAGAGGGAGGAAUGUCUCCAGAGCAUGCUAUAAGGCUGUGGGGGAGAGGGAUAAAAUCCAGGCGCAGUUCUGGUCUGUCAAGUCGUGAAAACUCGGCGCUUACACUGACUGACUCUGACAAUGAAAAUAAGUCAGAUGAGGAAAACGAUUUUCACACACACCUUUCUGAGACAUUGAAAGACAGACAGACAGGCUGGCAGCAGCUGGCUGAGACAAAGAACUCUCUAAUACGUCGUCCCAUUCCACCUACAUCCUCGUCUAGCCUUCUCCCAUCUGCUCAGCUGCCCAGUUCCCAUAAUCCUCCACCAGUUAGCUGCCAGAUGCCAUUGCUAGACAGCAAUACCUCCCAUCAAAUCAUGGACACCAACCCUGAUGAGGAAUUCUCUCCCAAUUCAUAUCUACUAAGAGCAUGUUCAGGGCCACAACAGGCUUCCAGCAGCGGCCCUUCAAAUCACCACAGCCAGUCAACACUGAGACCACCUCUCCCACCACCUCACAAUCAUACACUGUCUCAUCAUCAUUCCUCUGCCAACUCCCUCAAUAGGAACUCUCUCACAAAUCGGCGGAACCAGAUCCAUGCACCAGCUCCUGCACCAAAUGACUUGGCCACCACUCCUGAGUCUGUGCAACUUCAAGACAGCUGGGUACUCAAUAGCAAUGUUCCACUUGAGACCAGGCAUUUCUUGUUUAAGACAUCUUCUGGAACCACCCCCCUGUUCAGUAGCUCUUCCCCUGGAUACCCUUUGACCUCAGGAACAGUUUACACUCCACCUCCCAGACUGUUGCCUCGAAAUACUUUCUCCAGAAAUGCGUUCAAGCUGAAAAAGCCCUCCAAGUAUUGUAGCUGGAAAUGUGCUGCUUUAUCAGCUAUUGCUGCUGCAGUUCUGCUUGCCAUCCUGCUGGCCUACUUCAUAGCAAUGCAUCUGCUCGGACUAAACUGGCAGUUACAGCCAGCGGACGGACACACCUUUAACAAUGGGAUAAGAACUGGAUUGCCAGGGACUGAUGAUGUGGCAACAAUGCCAUCUGGAGGAAAAGGACCAUGGGCUACUAGAAACAGCAGCAUAGAUAGCGGGGAGGCAGAGGUCGGACGCAGAGUUACCCAGGAAGUACCACCUGGAGUAUUCUGGCGGUCUCAAAUCCAUAUCAGCCAGCCGCAGUUCGUGAAGUUCAAUAUCUCCUUAGGAAAGGAUGCUCUUUUUGGUGUUUAUAUAAGAAGAGGACUUCCACCAUCACAUGCCCAGUAUGAUUUCAUGGAGCGUUUGGAUGGGAAAGAGAAAUGGAGUGUGGUGGAGUCCCCCCGGGAACGUCGAAGUAUCCAGACCCUGGUUCAGAAUGAAGCUGUGUUUGUUCAAUACUUGGAUGUGGGUUUGUGGCACCUGGCAUUUUACAAUGAUGGCAAGGACAAAGAAGUAGUCUCUUUCAAUACAGUUAUCUUAGAUUCAGUGCAGGAUUGUCCACGUAAUUGUCAUGGGAAUGGCGAGUGUGUAUCUGGAGUCUGUCACUGUUUUCCAGGAUUCCAUGGUGCUGAUUGUGCUAAAGCUGCCUGCCCAGUUCUGUGCAGUGGCAAUGGACAAUAUUCCAAAGGAACCUGUUUGUGCUACAGUGGUUGGAAAGGGCCAGAAUGUGAUGUACCCAUCAGCCAGUGUAUUGAUCCCUCUUGCGGAGGUCAUGGUUCUUGUGUUGAAGGAAACUGUGUCUGCUCUGUCGGCUACAAAGGAGAAAACUGUGAGGAAGUUGAUUGCUUGGAUCCAACCUGCUCCAAUCAAGGUGUCUGUGUGAAUGGAGAAUGUCUCUGUAGCCCGGGCUGGGGUGGCCUAAACUGUGAACUUCCCAGAGCCCAGUGUCCAGACCAAUGCAGUGGGCACGGGACAUACCUCUCUGACACAGGCCUCUGUAGCUGUGAUCCUAACUGGAUGGGUCCUGACUGCUCCGUUGAAGUGUGUUCCGUAGACUGUGGCACGCACGGGGUGUGCAUUGGCGGAGCAUGCCGCUGUGAAGAAGGCUGGACAGGAGUGGCCUGUGACCAGCGUGUGUGCCAUCCCCGCUGCACGGAACACGGAACCUGUAAAGAUGGGAAAUGUGAAUGCAGAGAGGGCUGGAAUGGGGAGCACUGCACCAUUGGUAGGCAAACGACAGGCACCGAAACAGAUGGCUGCCCUGAUUUGUGCAAUGGCAAUGGGAGAUGCACGCUCGGUCAGAACAGCUGGCAGUGUGUCUGCCAGACCGGCUGGAGAGGGCCUGGAUGCAAUGUUGCCAUGGAAACCUCCUGUGCUGAUAACAAGGAUAAUGAGGGAGAUGGCCUCACUGACUGCCUGGAUCCAGAUUGCUGUCUCCAGUCUACGUGUCAGAAUAGCCUGCUGUGCCGUGGUUCACGUGAUCCUCUUGACAUCAUACAACAGAGCCACUCUGGUUCUCCAACUGUGAAGUCAUUCUAUGAUCGAAUCAAGCUCUUAGUGGGGAAGGACAGCACUCAUAUAAUUCCAGGAGAAAAUCCCUUCAACAGCAGUCUUGUGUCUCUUAUAAGAGGCCAAGUAGUGACUACAGAUGGGACUCCACUCGUUGGAGUCAACGUGUCAUUUGUCAAGUAUCCAAAGUACGGCUACACCAUCACUCGUCAGGAUGGCACGUUUGACUUGAUUGCAAAUGGUGGGGCUUCCCUAACUCUGCACUUUGAGCGAGCCCCAUUCAUGAGUCAGGAAAGGACGGUAUGGCUGCCAUGGAAUAGCUUCUACGCCAUGGAUACACUAGCGAUGAAAACUGAGGAGAACUCCAUUCCCAGCUGUGACUUAAGUGGCUUUGUCCGUCCUGAUCCAGUCAUCAUUUCAUCGCCACUUUCAACAUUCUUCAGUGAUGCUCCUGGUCGGAAUCCCAUAGUACCAGAAACCCAGGUUCUUCAUGAAGAAAUUGAGUUUCCUGGCUCCAACCUAAAGCUCUGUUAUCUGAGUUCCCGUACUGCUGGAUACAAAUCUUUGCUCAAGAUCACCAUGACCCAAUCUCUUGUGCCUCUGAAUCUAAUUAAAGUUCAUCUGAUGGUAGCAGUGGAAGGGCAUCUGUUUCAAAAAUCAUUCCAGGCAUCCCCUAAUUUGGCAUAUACGUUUAUCUGGGACAAAACUGAUGCAUAUGGUCAGAAGGUUUAUGGGUUGUCAGAUGCUGUAGUUUCUGUGGGAUUUGAAUAUGAGACAUGCCCCAGCCUGAUCUUAUGGGAGAAGAGGACAGCGCUGCUGCAAGGCUUUGAACUAGAUCCCUCAAAUCUAGGGGGCUGGUCUUUGGAUAAACAUCAUGUUCUUAAUGUCAAGAGUGGUAUAUUGCAUAAAGGCAGUGGAGAGAAUCGGUUUCUAACUCAGCAGCCAGCCGUGAUUACCAGUAUUAUGGGGAACGGGCGCCGAAGGAGCAUCUCCUGCCCAAGUUGCAAUGGUCUUGCAGAAGGAAACAAGCUUUUGGCCCCUGUGGCACUUGCAGUGGGAAUUGAUGGAAGCCUCUUUGUUGGGGAUUUUAACUAUAUUCGGCGCAUCUUCCCAUCUAGGAAUGUCACCAGUAUUUUGGAAUUAAGAAAUAAAGAGUUUAAACAUAGCAACAAUCCUGCCCACAAAUACUACCUGGCUGUGGAUCCCGUUUCGGGUUCACUGUACGUAUCAGACACCAACAGCCGACGAAUUUACCGAGUCAAAUUCCUCACUGGUGCAAAAGACCUGGCCGGUAACUCUGAAGUGGUGGCAGGGACUGGAGAGCAGUGUCUGCCAUUUGAUGAAGCCAGAUGUGGAGAUGGAGGGAAGGCAGUGGACGCAACCCUAAUGAGCCCUCGAGGAAUUGCAGUGGAUAAGUACGGGCUCAUGUAUUUUGUUGAUGCCACUAUGAUUCGGAAAGUUGAUCAGAAUGGAAUUAUAUCAACUCUGCUGGGCUCUAAUGACCUAACUGCUGUUCGACCACUAAGCUGUGAUUCCAGCAUGGAUGUCACCCAGGUGCGGCUGGAGUGGCCAACUGAUCUUGCUGUCAAUCCUAUGGAUAACUCGCUUUAUGUCCUGGAGAACAACGUCAUUUUACGGAUCACAGAAAACCACCAGGUUAGCAUCAUCGCUGGACGUCCCAUGCACUGUCAGGUUCCUGGGAUAGACUACUCCCUUAGCAAACUGGCCAUCCACUCUGCGCUGGAGUCAGCCAGUGCAAUUGCCAUCUCACACACAGGAGUCCUUUAUAUCAGUGAGACAGAUGAGAAAAAAAUUAAUCGACUACGCCAGGUAACCACCAAUGGAGAGAUCUGCCUCCUAGCUGGGGCAGCUUCAGACUGUGACUGCAAAAAUGACGUCAACUGUAAUUGCUAUUCUGGGGAUGAUGCUUAUGCCACUGACGCCAUCUUAAACUCCCCGUCCUCCUUAGCUGUGGCACCAGAUGGCACUAUCUACAUAGCUGACCUUGGAAAUAUCCGCAUUAGGGCUGUUAGUAAAAACAGGCCCGUUCUUAACUCUGUGAACCAGUAUGAGGCAGCUUCUCCAGGAGAACAGGAGCUAUACGUCUUCAAUGCCGAUGGCAUCCACCAGUACACCCUCAGUCUUGUUACCGGAGAAUAUCUGUAUAAUUUCAGCUACAGCGCCGAUAACGAUGUCACAGAGGUGAUCGAUAACAAUGGUAACUCCUUAAAAAUUCGUCGGGAUAACAAUGGAAUGCCACGCCAUUUACUGAUGCCUGACAAUCAGAUUGUCACACUGGCUGUCGGCACGAAUGGUGGACUCAAGGUAGUGUCUACCCAGACCCUGGAACUUGGAUUAAUGACUUACAAUGGAAAUAGUGGGCUCUUGGCAACAAAGAGUGAUGAAACAGGGUGGACGACCUUUUAUGACUAUGACCACGAAGGACGCUUGACCAAUGUAACACGUCCCACCGGAGUGGUGACCAGCCUUCACCGGGAAAUGGAAAAAUCUAUUACCAUCGAUAUAGAGAAUUCCAACCGGGAUGAUGAUGUAACAGUCAUUACCAAUCUCUCCUCUGUGGAGGCUUCCUAUACAGUGGUUCAAGAUCAAGUGAGGAAUAGCUACCAGCUCUGUAAUAAUGGCACUUUGAGAGUGAUGUAUGCCAAUGGAAUGAGUAUUAGCUUCCACAGUGAACCUCACGUCCUGGCUGGUACUGUGACCCCUACCAUAGGACGAUGUAAUAUUUCCCUGCCAAUGGAAAAUGGCUUAAAUUCGAUUGAGUGGCGCCUGAGAAAAGAACAGAUAAAAGGCAAAGUGACAGUGUUCGGAAGAAAGCUCAGGGUCCAUGGAAGGAACUUGCUGUCCAUUGAUUAUGACCGAAACAUCCGCACAGAAAAAAUAUAUGAUGAUCAUCGGAAGUUUACACUGAGAAUAAUUUAUGAUCAGCUAGGACGUCCUUUUCUUUGGCUACCCAGCAGUGGGCUUGCUGCUGUCAACGUUUCUUAUUUCUUCAAUGGACGACUGGCUGGACUUCAACGCGGUGCCAUGAGUGAAAGAACAGAUAUAGAUAAGCAAGGCCGAAUCAUAUCCCGCAUGUUUGCUGAUGGGAAAGUGUGGAGUUACACGUACUUGGAAAAGUCCAUGGUACUACUGCUUCAGAGCCAACGGCAGUACAUCUUUGAGUACGAUUCCACAGACCGUCUCCAUUCUGUCACCAUGCCUAGUGUUGCUCGGCACAGCAUGUCCACUCAUACAUCUAUUGGCUACAUUAGGAAUAUUUAUAACCCUCCUGAAAGCAAUGCUUCAGUGAUUUUUGAUUACAGCGAUGAUGGGAGGAUUUUGAAAACAUCUUUUUUAGGAACUGGUCGACAAGUCUUCUACAAGUAUGGGAAACUAUCCAAGCUGUCUGAAAUUGUUUAUGAUAGCACUGCGGUUACUUUUGGAUAUGAUGAAACUACUGGAGUUCUGAAAAUGGUUAACUUACAGAGUGGUGGCUUUUCUUGCACAAUCCGGUACCGUAAAAUCGGUCCUCUGGUUGAUAAACAAAUCUACAGGUUUUCUGAAGAAGGCAUGGUCAAUGCAAGGUUUGAUUACACCUAUCAUGAUAAUAGCUUUCGGAUUGCUAGCAUCAAGCCUAUAAUAAGUGAGACUCCUCUUCCUGUUGAUCUGUAUCGUUAUGAUGAGAUCUCUGGCAAAGUAGAGCAUUUUGGCAAAUUUGGAGUCAUUUAUUAUGAUAUAAAUCAAAUAAUUACUACGGCGGUGAUGACACUGAGUAAACACUUUGAUACCCAUGGGCGCAUUAAAGAAGUUCAGUAUGAAAUGUUCAGAUCACUCAUGUAUUGGAUGACAGUCCAGUAUGACAGCAUGGGAAGAGUAACAAAGAGAGAACUGAAGCUUGGACCUUAUGCCAACACAACCAAAUAUACAUAUGAUUAUGAUGGAGAUGGGCAGCUCCAAAGUGUGGCAGUAAAUGACAGACCAACCUGGCGUUAUAGUUAUGAUCUGAAUGGGAAUCUUCAUCUCUUGAAUCCAGGGAACAGCGUACGGUUGAUGCCACUACGCUAUGAUCUAAGAGACAGGAUUACACGUCUGGGUGAUAUGCAGUACAAAAUUGAUGAUGAUGGGUUCCUAUGUCAACGAGGCUCAGAUAUAUUUGAGUACAACUCAAAAGGUCUCUUAACAAGAGCUUACAACAAAGCAAGUGGAUGGAGUAUUCAAUACCGUUAUGAUGGGUUAGGGCGAAGGGCUUCUUGUAAGACUAACUUGGGGCACCAUCUUCAGUACUUUUAUGCUGACCUUCACAACCCAACGAGAAUGACACAUGUUUACAAUCAUUCCAAUUCAGAAAUUACUUCUCUGUACUAUGAUCUACAAGGCCAUCUCUUUGCAAUGGAAAGCAGCAGUGGAGAAGAAUACUAUGUUGCCUCCGAUAACACAGGUACACCACUGGCAGUAUUCAGUAUUAAUGGCCUCAUGAUCAAGCAGCUUCAGUACACUGCAUAUGGAGAGAUAUAUUAUGAUUCCAACCCUGACUUUCAAUUGGUCAUUGGAUUUCAUGGAGGGCUGUAUGAUCCUCUGACCAAACUGGUUCAUUUUACUCAGAGAGACUAUGAUGUUCUAGCUGGGCGUUGGACAUCGCCCGAUUACACAAUGUGGAAAAAUAUCGGUAAGGAGCCUGCUCCAUUCAACUUAUACAUGUUCAAGAGCAACAACCCUCUCAGCAAUGAACUUGAUUUAAAGAAUUACGUAACAGAUGUGAAGAGCUGGUUGGUGAUGUUUGGAUUUCAGCUCAGCAACAUCAUUCCUGGUUUCCCUAGAGCAAAAAUGUACUUUGUGCCACCUUCAUAUGAGUUGUCAGAGAGUCAAGCCUGUGAAAAUGGACAGCUAAUUACUGGAGUCCAACAGACAACAGAAAGACACAAUCAAGCAUUCAUGGCCCUUGAGGGACAGGUCAUCUCUAAAAGAUUACAUGCCAAUAUUAGAGAGAAAGCUGGGCACUGGUUUGCAACAACUACUCCCAUUAUUGGGAAAGGGAUCAUGUUUGCUGUGAAGGAAGGCCGCGUAACAACUGGCAUUUCCAGCAUAGCCACGGAAGACAGCAGAAAAAUUGCCUCUGUGCUUAACAAUGCUUACUACCUGGAAAAGAUGCACUACAGCAUUGAGGGAAAGGAUACCCAUUACUUUGUCAAGAUUGGCUCGUCUGACAGUGACCUUGUCACCCUGGCGAUGACCAGUGGGCGGAAGGUAUUGGACAGCGGAGUAAACGUCACAGUUUCCCAACCAACCCUCCUUAUCAAUGGAAGGACUCGAAGGUUUACGAAUAUUGAAUUCCAGUAUUCUACCCUGCUACUUAACAUACGGUACGGACUGACCCCCGACACACUGGAUGAAGAAAAGGCACGCGUGUUAGACCAAGCUCGACAGCGAGCCUUGGGAUCAGCAUGGGCCAAAGAGCAGCAGAAGGCACGGGAUGGCAAAGAGGGCAGCCGCCUAUGGACUGAUGGAGAGAAGCAGCAGCUUUUGAGCACAGGAAGGGUUCAAGGUUACGAGGGAUACUAUGUACUUCCAGUGGAGCAGUACCCAGAGCUAGCAGACAGUAGCAGCAACAUCCAGUUUUUAAGACAGAACGAAAUGGGAAAGAGGUAACAAAUUAACCUGCUGUCAUCCUCUGCUGGAUGAAUCAGUAGUCACAACUGUUAUCUCCUCUCCUAAGGAGAUGAAGACCUAACUGGGGGCACUAGGCUGAGCUACUUUGGGAUAGUAAAGUGGCAAGAAAGCUCACAUUUUUUGAGUUAAAUGCUACUGUUCAAGUGAUUAAAAACCACAUCCUGAAGUGGACUAAAGCCAGACUGAUAACUUUAACCAUACAAAUUAAAAAGUACCCCUAAAAUAUUACCCACUUGUUCUGGGUCUAAAGAAAAAAAAAGAAAUAAAAAUAGAAAAAAGGCCUCAUAUUAUAUUACCUCACUCCAUUCACACGUGAGCAAACUUUAAGAAAUUCAAGAGGGCCACCUUCUCUAGACCAGCUGAUGAAACAAAAAUGAUUCACACUGCUUGUUUGAUAAAUAUUCAAGAGGUUUUCGUUUAAAUCAAGAUACAGGUGCAUUUAAAACAUGACUUUGGGGUGAUUUGUGUGUAAUAACUGGAGGAAAAUGAGAAUGCGAGCAAAAGACCACUGGAAAUACUAAAUUAAAAGAUUAUUUAAAAAAUAACAAACCUGCACUUGCACUCAGACCCUGAAUUUGUCUGGCCUGAAGUUUAAUUUAUUCAAAGAGGGCAGAGUGUAAAGUUAAAUUCAAAAUGGUGGCUAUAAUCACUACAAAUAAAUUUCAUACUCUGUUUGUCUUUGAAGAUUCCAUUGUGGACAGUAUAACACAGUUACAGGGUGUAGUCUGUUUAGAUUCAGUAGUUUGUUGGUAUCAGUUCCAGUAGAGCUGUGGGCAUUGUGUUACACUAUUGCAAAUGGGCACCACUUCAGAUCACCCUGUACAUACAUCAGCCAGAAGGCACAAUCACUGUUUCAGAUUUUAAAAUUAUUAGUGUGUUUGUUUGGUCGAGAAACUGAGACAAUCACAUUAUGGUCACCACAAAAAAAUUAAAAAAAAAAAAAAAAAAAGCUAAGAACUUUGGUACAAGAACUUUUUUGUAAUAUACAUGUAUGAAUUGUUCAUUGAGUUUUUAUAUUAAUUUUAAUUUGCUGCUAAGCAAAGAAUAGAGACAGGCAAAGAUAAUUUAUGGCAAAGUGUUUAAAUUGUUUAUACGUAAUAAAGUCUCUAAAAC
Molecule: messenger RNA, 10444 nt
Organism: Mauremys reevesii (Reeves's turtle)
Lineage: Eukaryota; Metazoa; Chordata; Testudines; Geoemydidae
Gene: TENM2
Product: teneurin transmembrane protein 2
Exons: 35
Coding region: 902-9310 (2802 amino acids)
Biological process (GO): neuron development; signal transduction; heterophilic cell-cell adhesion
Cellular component (GO): membrane; neuron projection
Molecular function (GO): protein homodimerization activity; protein heterodimerization activity; cell adhesion molecule binding
Source: RefSeq, a predicted model, not a curated record